This is a messenger RNA of Linum tenue, 3338 nucleotides long. NCBI's taxonomy places the organism in Eukaryota, Viridiplantae, Streptophyta, Magnoliopsida, Malpighiales, Linaceae. The record is from the annotation of a GenBank genome assembly.
GUCAUUUCCCCCAACCCAUCCCCUUAGAAAAACUCCCCCUCCCUUCUUUCCAUUUCUCAGCCAAUCGUCCCCGUCAGGUUGCCGGCAACUUCCCCUCAAAAUACCGCCGCAAUGACAAGACUACCCUUUCUCCGCCUCCUCCUCCUCUUCCUCGCCGCCGUACCCUUCCACGUAAUUUCUCAGGACGAACGGACCAUCCUCCUCAACCUCAAGCGCCAGCUCGGCGACCCACCUUCCCUCCAAUCCUGGACCGCCACCACCGCCGCCUGCUCCUGGCCGGGAAUCACCUGCACCGAAGACGGCGGCGGCGGCGCCGUCACCGAGCUCCUCCUCUCCAAUCAAAACAUCACGGUUCCGAUCCCCUCAACGGUCUGCGACCUCAGAAACCUCACCCGCCUGAUCUUGUCAUGGAACUACAUCCCCGGCGGCUUCCCAACCAUUCUCUACAACUGCUCCAAGCUUCAGUACCUCGACCUCUCCCAGAACUACUUCGUGGGACCACUCCCCGGCGACAUCCACCGCCUCUCCACCUCCCUCGCCUUCAUCGACAUCGGCGGGAACAACUUCACCGGCGACAUCCCUUCCUCCAUCGGCAACCUCACCAGCCUCCGCUCUCUGUAUCUCUACCAGAACCAAUUCAAUGGGACUUUCCCUAAGGAGAUCGGGAACCUCGAAAAUCUCGAGGAAUUGGGGAUGGCGUAUAAUGGGUUUGUUCCUUCUCCAAUUCCUCCCGAGUUCGGUCGGCUGAAGAAGUUAACCUACGUUUGGAUUCGAAACGCUAACUUGAUUGGGGAAGUGCCGGAGUGGUUGGCCGAUAAUUUGAAUCUCGAGCACAUCGAUUUGGCCGGGAACAAUUUGGAAGGCGGGAUUCCAAGCGGGUUAUUCACGCUCCCAAAUCUGAAGUUUCUCUACCUAUUCCACAAUGAACUGUCCGGCGAGAUCCCGACGAAGGUGGAGACGUUGAAUUUGACGGAAAUUGAUAUUUCAAUGAACAAUCUCACGGGCUCUGUUCCCGGGGAGUUUGGGAAGCUGCAGAAGCUGGAGAUUCUGAAUCUAUUCAACAACAAAUUACACGGGGAGCUUCCCAGCAGCAUCGGCCUGCUUCCAUCGCUGAAAGAGAUCAAGAUAUUCACCAACAACUUCACCGGGGAACUGCCGCCGGAGAUGGGUUUACAUUCACAACUCGAGAUUUUCGAUAUCGCGACGAACGGAUUCUCCGGCAAGCUCCCGGCGAAUCUCUGCGCUGGAGGGGUGCUUGCUGGGCUGGUUGCGCAGUCGAACCAUUUGAGCGGAGAGGUUCCUAGUUCGAUUGGGGAUUGUGGGACUCUGAGAACGGUUCAGCUCUACGGCAACAAUUUUUCAGGGGAGGUUCCGUCGGGGAUAUGGACGGCGGUCAACAUGACGUACUUGAUGCUCAGCGACAAUUCGUUCUCCGGCGCACUCCCGGCCUCCAUAGCCUGGAAUUUGUCGAGAUUGGAGAUUAACAACAACAGGUUUUCAGGGCCGUUACCCAAAGGAGUCGCGAAUUGGAAAGGCCUGGUUGUUUUCGAAGCCAGCAACAAUCAGAUCUCCGGCGAGAUCCCGGUGGAAUUAACCAGCCUUUCAAGUCUAACCACACUCCUACUAGAUGGGAACCAGCUGUCCGGCCAAAUUCCAUCCACGAUUCUGUCUUGGAGAUCGCUCUCCUCUCUGGAUCUCUCGAGAAACAAGCUCACCGGCUCAAUCCCGCCGGCGGUUGGGGACCUACCCGACCUCCUCGAUCUGGACCUUUCCGAAAAUCAACUCUCCGGCGAUAUCCCCAAGGAGUUCAGCAAUCUCCGGCUAACCGCCCUCAAUUUGGCGUCAAAUCAACUCUCCGGGAAAAUUCCAGACGAUUACAACAAUCUCGCUUACGAGAACAGCUUCGCAAAUAACUCGAAUCUCUGCGCCGUGAACCCAGUUCUAAACCUUCCCAACUGCAGAAACCGAGGCGGCGGAAUCAACGGCGGCAGCUCGAGCAAUAGACUUUCCCCAAAGUAUCUAGCCAUGAUCCUCGCGCUGGCGGUGAUCGUAUUCCUGUUCGCCUCUCUGGUCACAUUCUCGGCCAUUAGGGAUCUGAGAAGGAAGAAGCACAGACGAGAUCUCGCGGCGUGGAAGCUGACGUCGUUCCAGAGGGUGGAUUUCACGGCGGCGAACGUUUUGGCGAGCCUGACGGAGAGAAACGUAGUGGGAAGCGGCGGGUCGGGUAAAGUUUACCGGAUUCCUUCCAACAGGGAAGGGCAGUUCUUGGCCGUGAAGCGGAUUUGGAGCAAUAAUGUGGAGCUUGACGAGAAGCUGGAGAAGGAAUUUGCUGCGGAGAUUCAAAUCCUGGGCACGAUCAGGCACGCCAACAUAGUCAAGCUGUUGUGCUGCAUUUCGAGCCCCGAUUCGAAGCUGUUGGUGUACGAGUACAUGGAGAAUCGGAGCCUCGACAGGUGGCUCCACCGCGGCGAAUCGGCGUCGGAGACGAAUGCUGCUGAUGUGCUGGAUUGGCCGACCAGGCUGCAGAUCGCGUCUGGAGCUGCACAGGGUCUCUGCUACAUGCACCACGAGUGUUCUCAACCGAUCCUUCAUAGAGACGUGAAAUCCAGCAACAUCCUUCUGGAUUCUCAGUUCAAACCUCGAAUCGCAGAUUUCGGGCUGGCGAAGAUGUUGUCCAAGUCUGGAGACCCUGAGACUGUGUCUGCGGUAGCAGGCUCGUUCGGAUACUUCGCUCCAGAGUAUGCUUACACGACGAGAGUGAACGAGAAGAUCGACGUGUACAGUUUCGGAGUGGUGCUGCUGGAGCUGGUGACUGGAAGGCAGGCGAACUGCGGAGGAGAGAACACUAGCCUGGCGGAAUGGGCAUGGCGACAAAUUGGAGAAGGCAAACCAGUGGAAGAUUGUCUUGAUGAGGAGAUCAAGGAAGGGAGCAAUGUAGAGGAAAUGAUGACAGUGUUCAAGUUAGGGUUGAUAUGCACGAGCACAAUGCCAUCGACGAGACCCUCGAUGAAGGAGGUCGUGCAAGUUCUGAGGAGACUGUGUCCGAUAGAGUACGAGAAGAACGGGGAGAAGAGGAACUACGACAGCAAGGGUGGUCGCGAGUUCGACGUGGCCCCUCUGCUUGGCAAUGGGGUUGCCUAUCUAGCUAGUUACAGGCGGAGCAAGAAGGUGACAGACGUUGAUAUUGAUGACACCUACAGCGUAUGAACUUCUGCCAUUUCUCUAGUCUUGUUAGUACACUGUAGAAUAACAUCCCAUGUAAGUGGUCAAUAGAGAACCAGGUUUUGCACAAACGAGGGAACAGAGGGAAUGUAUAUAUUAUAUGGCUAUGACAAUAA